AUGCAAGAAACAACAAAUCAAGCAAAGCCAACGCCCACUCGUCGCCGACAAAAUCGUGGCGGUGGCGGCAAGGCUGCUGGACAGAAGAUGUACGCAUCAGAGACCGACGUCGCCAAUGUCUCAACCUUGGCCUUCGAUCAAGCCGGUCAUCCUCAUACCCCCCAGAAGUCAUAUUCUGGCUCGCCUGAGCCGCAGUCCGGCAACGGCAACCAGCCUGGCUCCAAACAGCGCUCGCGAAACAAACCUCGGGCUAGGAACCCCAAUACCGUAGCUUCGCCUGACGUCACCCGCCAAAACCGCCGCUCGACCCCUCAGAGCAUCCCGGUGAACAAGUCGGCAGCGGCCGCUUUCGCUGGCGCGACUUUCCAUGCUUCGCCUGCUCCAUCAGCCUUACCUAUGCCCAGCUUCUAUUCAAAGUCCAUUCCCGAAUCUCCAGGACCCAGGCCGGAAGCCCAACAGCAGCCGUCCCCACCGGCAACCGAACGACAACGCCCGACACCUCAGCAUCCUGCGACCGCACCUAGGGCUCACGAGUCGCCUCUUGACGCCAUUUUCAGAGCCGAUAGAGCUGAAAAGGAACAGGCGCGGCGAUCGAGUUCGUUGAACUCGUCCGUUCAAACAGAUGGUUCUGAGUCAACCGCUGCCCCUUCGCCCAGGGAUGCCAACCAUGGCCCUUUCGUUGCAAAACCUUACAACACUCACCCUGGGCACCGUAUGCCUCUCCAGAGAUCAUCUAGUGGAAUCUCGGCCCAGGAGCUUGACGGCUUUUCGGGAAAGCCUCUUGGCCCUGCAUUCUCCACCCCAUACCAAGAGCGCAUCCGCGCUGCCCGUGCCGCUCCCAACCAGUCUCCGAAUGGCACGAGACCUACGCAGGUCUCGCCUGCCGAGGAUCGCUCUGAAGCUCUGAAGAAGUAUCUCUUUGGGGGCAAAGGUCUGGCUUCAGCUGCCCAGCCACCAGCUUCGGCUCCGCCAGCUCAGUACGUCCAUAACGGCUUCAUGGGAAAUAACCCGGCCCCUCAGGGCGACCAAUCUGCCGAUCUCCGCGCCAUGGAGGACAACCUGCGCCGCAUUCUGAAACUCGAGUCGCCCAUGUCAUCUACACAAUCGGGAGAACGUCCUCUGUACUCUUAG
This is a messenger RNA of Colletotrichum abscissum, 1131 nucleotides long. RefSeq lists its product as uncharacterized. The coding region runs from base 1 to 1131 and encodes 376 amino acids. The transcript has a single exon. The record is from RefSeq and is a predicted model, not a curated record. Lineage: Eukaryota; Fungi; Ascomycota; Sordariomycetes; Glomerellales; Glomerellaceae.